UGAUCGGGUCUGUGAUAUAUUGUAAAUACUCAGCAGCGAUCCGCCGGGGCCAUGCCAUCAUAACCUCUCUGAAAUCACCUCCACUACAGCCGAUAUUUUCACAAGGAGACUCUGAUUCCUCGUACGCCUGUAUUUGAUCCUGCCCGCCUCGUCUUGGCGUGUAAACGUGCUGGUAAAGUAUGUACCGGUCACUGUACGCGUUUCGAUCCGCGGAGCCCAACUCGCUUCACUUCGCGGCCGGAGAAAGCUUCCUAAUCCUGGAGAGGAGCAACAAACACUGGUGGCUGGGGUCCCGCUGCAGCUCGGGGGACACCGGCUACAUCCCGUCCUCAUACAUCGAGAAAAUACAGGCUCCAGAGCAGGACGAGGUGCUGCAGUCGAUAGACAGAGCCAUUGAGGGAAUCCACAAUGUUGCUCUGAAGAAUGGAGGCAAAUACAAUCUGGAACAGAGGGACGUUCUUCAAAAGCUGAUUCAUCACAGAAAAGAGACUCUUGCACGGCGGAGUUCCUCAUCCAUCAGUCACAAACAAGGCAUCCCAUCCUCCAGCAGUGAAAUUUCUCUCAGCCAGACUCCUCCGCCCAACGGCCUUAACCAAAACUAUGGACGACAGGGGGGCGUGCCACUAUCAGGAAGCAUGGACAAUAUGCAGGGAGAACAGGGUUUUUACCAGGUUCCUCCUCAAGCUCGACGUGCGGCUCCUACCACACCUCCUCCUCCUGAGAAACAGCGAAACAAUCGACGCUCAGUAGAGCCAGAGGUCCCCUCCAGAGUGUCCUCCCUCCCUCCAUCUCCUGCUCCCUCCCUCUCAAUCAGCACCACCUCUCUAGAUACUGGCUCCACCCACUCUCUGGUCUCCUCUGAUGUUAGUCUGCCCAGUGUGUCGAGCACACCCCCUCCCCCUGUGCCAUCCCGUGUGAAGCCCUCUGCACCAGCUCUGGACGUGCCCUCCUCUGACUCCCCUCCUCAGCCGGCUCCUGUAAAAAAGAGCCCGGCUCCACAGCCUCCCCAGUCCUCAGCAACCCCUCCUCCUUCACAACCUGCUGUGGAGGACCAGCCGGAGGUUGAUUGGCCCGUUGCCCCCCCUUCUGUCGCUGAAAGCCCUCCUGGCAGCCCCACUAGCCCUGAGCCAGUUCCCAUGACCAUCGGGGCCGAGUUGAUCGAACUGGUACGGAAGAACACAGGCUUGAGCUACGAGCUGUCGCGGGUCGCCGUGGGCGUGGUGGUGGGUCACCUGCAGACAGCCUUACCUCAGUCCUCCUCUGCUCUGGAGCAGGUCCUCCUCUCUCUGGUGGAGAGCAAGGAUUUGAGCGCAGGGCUACCUCAGGGUCAGGUUUGUCAUGAUGAACAGAGGCUGGAGGUGAUCUUCAGUGACCUUGCACGUCACAGAGAUGACUCCCAGCAGCGAAGCUGGGCGCUUCAUGAAGACCACGCUCUCAUCGCCUGCUACCUGGAAGAGCUGCUGAAAAUACUGACUGAUGCUGAACCUGAGGUGUGCAAGAGGAUGUGCAAGGCCAACCACUCCGAAAAUGUGCUGUCUCUGGUUUCAUAUUAUCAGAUGGAGCACCGUGUGUCUUUACGGCUGCUGUUGCUUAAAGUGUUCGGGGCCAUGUGCAGCCUGGAUGCUGCCAUUAUCUCCACCUUCCUCAACUCCAUCCUCCCAAUGGAGCUGGCUAGGGACCUUCAGACUGACACACAAGAACAUCAGAAAAUGUGCUACACUGCUUUGGUUCUUACAAUGAUCUUCUCAAUGGGUGAACAGGUGCCAUAUCACCACUAUGAACACUUGAAUGCAGACUUUGUUCAGUUUCUGUUGGGCGUGGUGGAGGACGGGCUUCCCUCUGAUCCCACUGAGCAGCUGCCUGACAUCUUCCUGAACCUCUUACUGUCCUUCAACCUGCACCACACAGCACCCAGCAACAAUGUGAUCAUGCAGGAGCUGAAGAAGAAAAAUGUCAAGAUCCUGUCAGAGAAAGUGCUGCUGCUUCUGAACAGGGGAGAUGACCCUGUGUGUAUGUUCAAACACACCCCACCCGCACCGCACUCUGUGCUCAAGUUUCUGCAAGAUGUUUUUGCCAGCAGAGAGACCGCUGACAUCUUCUACAGCACUGACAUGAUGGUGAUGAUUGAUAUCGCUGUUCGGCAAAUAUCUGACCUUUCACCUGGAGAUAAGCUGCGAAUGGAGUAUCUCUCCCUCAUGCACUCCAUUGUACGCUCAACGGACUACCUUGAGCACCAACACCGCCUGUCUGACCUGCAGGGGGCACUGCAAAGGAUCCUCAGGGAGGAGGAAGAUCCAGGAGAGGAGGACGGGUGUGCCACAGCAAAGCAGAUGGAUAAGCUAAUCGUACAGCAGAUCUACAAGGAGUUUCCACAGAUCUGUGAGAACCAGGACUAACCAUAUCAGUAUCAGACUCACACACUGUAGUCUGCUCCUGUCUGCUGCAGGGAGGUACAAAAAAGCUUGAAGAAGAGGAGUUGAACACCCCGUUUUCUGUGCCAGUUUUGCCAAUUCUCUCUUGGAAUCUGUCCAGGGCUGCAGCUUGCUGCAUGCUAUUUUUGCCGUAGGAGGUAUGUUUCCUCCAAGAAGAAAAUAUAUGACAAAUGCUCAAACAUGUAAGGUUUAGUCAGUAUUGGAGAUUAAAAAUAGCCAAAAAUAUAGGCCAAACCUUAAAGCUGUUUCACAGUGGGUUCCUAGCAAUAACAACUUCAAGAAUCAUACAUGAGGUACCUGUAUGUACUCGGUAUUUUGAGUUUAAGUAACAGCAACCAAGACUAAACCCUUUCUGAACAAAAUUACCUUUAACAAAUCUUAUUUUUAAAACAAAGUCAAAUAUUUUGAAUUAAAAAGGCGGAUCUUUCAGGAAGUAAUGUUACAGAUAAUAGUGCCAUAGGUUGAACUGUUGUGAGAAUACUUUCACCCUUAAUGUGCUUCCCUGUAAAUGGGACCAAACUACUGUGUGUUACUGAAAAGCAUUAUUUUCUUAAUAGAUCAAAUGCUCUUAAAACGGACUUCUCUGUCAUUCAUCUCUAUGUUCAUCAUAGUUAGAUUAAAAGCCUAGUGAAAUAUAGUGAUAAAAGCACAUUCUGACCUUGUUAUCAUUACUAAGCAGUUGGCUGCGUAAUUGCUGCUACAUAUCAGAUGUCUCCUGUGGCUGUGACUGCACUUUUCUGAAUCUGGUACUUUUGUCUCUUUAGCUUUUCAAACACUUAAAGAUGGUCGCUCUGCACUUACAUAUGUAAAACUCCUUAAGCAUCAGAACUCUGACAUAUUACAGAUUCUCGUCUGUUGGACUAUUUGUCCGUAUGCUGCAUUCAUGUUCGAUCUUACUGUGCUGCACUAAGGCUUUCUAGCAGCUUGCACUCUCGCUGUAAUAAAAUCAGUAUUGGCUGAUAUCAGCUACAGGUUUUUAGAGAUGAAAGUGUUUGCCCUGACUAUUCAAACAAUUAAUUUCAGUGUUUCAUCUCAUUCGAUUCUCUUUCUGAAAUUCAAGGGAAUGGAAGUACUGAGUAUUUUGUUUGUCUUCUGGAGUUUUAAUGCUCAAUACUUGACACUGACAUAAACAAUUCCUUGUUUCUCCAUGAUGUAGUGAUUGUCGUUUCCCAUUUUAAACUUUGACUUUUUUUUGUUGUCCCUGGCAUGACUUCCCUGGAAACUUGUUUCUGAGAAGGUAGACACAACCCAAGAGAAGUGAUAUCAGUAUUUAGAUAAUAUCUUACUGUUCAUUCAAUAAUUAUUUGUGUCUGUUUACAGCAGUGUAAGGGGGUGAGUGUCUCUUCUUACCAUUAUUAACAUUGUCUGCAAAAGUGCUGCAACUGUGUAAUAAUACAACUAAUAAAGCUAUAUUUUAACAGUG
Molecule: messenger RNA, 3855 nt
Organism: Notolabrus celidotus (New Zealand spotty)
Lineage: Eukaryota; Metazoa; Chordata; Actinopteri; Labriformes; Labridae
Product: NCK-interacting protein with SH3 domain-like
Exons: 13
Coding region: 180-2396 (738 amino acids)
Biological process (GO): endocytosis
Molecular function (GO): protein binding; Arp2/3 complex binding
Source: RefSeq, a predicted model, not a curated record